AGCUGAAUUGGUACAUUCUUAACUUUCCCCACCAUAGCUUUCCCGCCAAAACCAGACUCUUCCCUGUAAAGUCUCCAAAACCCAGAAAAACCUACCAAUUCAUAUUCAAACUUCCCAAAUGUCAAAUCGAUCAAACAAGCCACCAUCAAACUACGAUGCCUCAAUCGACCCGAAUAAUGUCAAUAGUCUUCUCAACAUCAAUGUUAAACUCCUUGCAUUCGACCUCAACUCUUUAACCCAACCCAAUUCUCUCUCCUCCUCUUCUUCCCGGGACCCGAAUUUCUUGUACCGCAAAGGGGUCCCAAUAUCUCGGGUCGAAGCAUUUGGUGUCGUCGUAACCCGGGACUUCAAACCCGACAAAUUCCUUAGGUUUUCCAUUGAUGAUGGCACUGGUUGUAUCCAAUGUAUACUCUGGCUUAAUCAAUUGACUUCUUCGUACUUUUCUCGGCGAUGCCCAUCAGAUGUUCACUCAAUUGCGCAAAUGGCAAAUGUUCAUUCUACCCGAGUUCAACUCGGCGUUAGUGCCCGGGUUCGUGGCCGGGUUUCGGGUUUUCGUGGUUCGGUUCAGGUUACGGUGGAUGAUGUGGUGGAGGAGAGAGAUCCCAAUUAUGAGACCUUGCAUUUGUUGGAUUGUAUUAACUUGGCUCGAAAGCGUUAUGAUGUUCUGUCCUACAAGAAAUGAGGGAAGGAUUAUAUGUUACCACAUGCAGCUAGCAGAACCUGAUCAAGCUGUAAUUAUAGGAUUUUGAACAGAAAAGAAGCUCUAAGUGAACAGGUUAGUCAUGAUCUUUGAGUUGACUUUCGACUGUCAAAUAUCAAACCUGUAACAUUACUUGUUAACUUAGAAACAUAGUCCCUUAUUGACUUCUUGUAUAUGAAUAGAGACGGAUUGUUACCCAAAUCAGUACUCUGUUAUUCCAUAGAAUCUGGUAACUUUUAAGUACCAACAAGUUGCCUAAUUCGAUUUCUGGAAUUCCUUCCUUUUUCAUGGAUUGCUUUCUUUAGCAAAAUCCAUUAUACACCCGAGUAUACCUAGAGCUAGAUACACCCACGGCUAUAUACAGGUUGAUUAGGCCAUUUAGGGUAUACUGAUAAAACUAAUUCUGAGUUCAUAUCAAACUGGUAGGCCUUACUAUAUAGACAACAUACUGUUACUGCAUAUUGUACCCUCUUGUUGAAGCACAGAAGACAAGAUCUUAAUUUGUUGGCAGAAAACUUAUUUCAUCUUGUCUCCUACAUCCCAAUCUAUUAUUAUGUGCACAUAAAUUAGUAUUUCAAAUUUGGAUUUUAUUGUUAGUUUUAUGCAAUUGUUAGCUUCUUUUUUGGGAGGGGAUGGAGGGAAUGCUUUCUUUUCAAUGAUUUCAUGAACAUGAAUUCCAUAUAAGUAUGGGUAGGGUGAAACUAAUUAAUUGAACUAUUUCUCAAGUUGUUUCAAUAUAAUUGAGUACCUUAUCUUGUUGUUUAACCUAAUCUAUUAUAACCCUUUGCCCACCUUACAUUCCCUGACAUAGCUGUAGCCUGUAAGAGUUAUAAUUCAUAUCCUGACAUAAUAGUUCUACACCUUCUUUUUAAUCAGGAUUUUCUUAUUCAAUUUCUUUCUAAAGAUUGCAUUAAGCAUUAUAGACACAAUAGUUCUCCACCUUUUUUUUAAUCAGGA
This is a messenger RNA of Spinacia oleracea (spinach), 1657 nucleotides long. RefSeq names its product CST complex subunit STN1. NCBI's taxonomy places the organism in Eukaryota, Viridiplantae, Streptophyta, Magnoliopsida, Caryophyllales, Amaranthaceae. The record is from RefSeq and is a predicted model, not a curated record. The transcript is spliced from 2 exons. The coding region runs from base 119 to 682 and encodes 187 amino acids.